GCGCCGCACUGCACCUUCACGCGGUGAUGACUUGGUGCCUUCCUCCCGCGCCCGCGUUUUGGAGCGCUGUUUGCAGCACUUGUCCCCUGGAAAGAAACAAGGCUCUUCACCAAAGGGCAGUGGCUGCACCACACAAGCCACACUAUUAGCAGCCACAAUCGUCAGGGAUCGCAAACCAAUGCACGGCUGUGAUUGGCGCAUCAGCCGAGCAAUUUUCCACAAGCAGUUAUCGACGACAAGCCGGCGACGAGAACCUCGACGAGCAGCCUGCGAGGACGUCGCAUUCCGGUUGCUGGAAAUCGCAGCAACUGUCCCCUCCAGCACCCUCACCUCCCCAGAGCUCACCGCCAGGAGCUUGGGAUAUCCGACAGCGAUCGAGCAGCCAUGCUGCAGCCUCAAUUCCGACCCCUCCUUGCGGGGACAGCUUCCUUUGCCCAAACCGUGCUGGGCCGCACCGUCGCCAGAUGCUAUGCCACCAAGGCCGCCACACAAUCAGCAAGCAGCACCAGCACCAGCAACACCAGCAAAGAUGCCAAAGCCAAGAUCGUCACUCCCUACGUCCGGGACGCCGGCAUGAUGAGAACCUACAAGCCGCACACGCCCGGUAUCCGUCACUUGAAGCGCCCGAUCAACGACCACCUGUGGAAGGGCCGGCCGUAUCUUCCUCUUACCUUUCCCAAGAAGGGUCAAUCUAAGGGUGGCCGUAAUCACAGUGGUCGCGUCACCGUCAGACAUCGCGGUGGUGGUCACAAGCGAAGAAUCCGCAUGGUCGACUUUGAACGAUGGAUCCCCGGUCCGCACACAGUCCUGCGCAUUGAGUACGAUCCCGGUCGCAGCGCGCACAUUGCGCUGGUGAAGGAAGAGGCCACAGGGAGGAAGAGCUAUAUUGUUGCGGCGGAUGGUAUGAGGGCUGGAGACGUUGUGCAGAGCUACCGGUCCGGUCUUCCCCAGGACCUGCUCGAUUCUAUGGGUGGUGUCGUUGAUCCUGGUAUUCUGGCUGCGAGGACAUGCUGGAGAGGCAACUGCUUGCCUGUGUCCAUGAUUCCGGUUGGAACCCAGAUCUAUUGCGUUGGCUCCCGUCCGGAUGGCAAGGCUGUUUUCUGCCGCAGUGCCGGAACAUAUGCAACCAUUAUUUCCAAAGAGGAGGAGACCCGUGAGGAUGGUACAAAGGUUAUGACGGGCAAGUUCGUCAACGUAAGACUGCAGAGCGGAGAAAUCAGAAGGGUCAGCAAGGACGCUUGCGCCACCGUUGGUAUUGCCAGCAACAUUAUGCAUCACUACAGACAACUGGGCAAGGCCGGUAGAAGCCGUUGGCUCAACAUUAGGCCUACUGUGAGAGGUUUGGCGAUGAACGCAAAUGACCAUCCUCACGGUGGUGGUCGUGGUAAGUCGAAGGGUAAUAGGCACCCUGUUUCUCCUUGGGGUACACCUGCCAAAGGUGGUUACAAGACUCGCAGAAAGUCCAACGUCAACAAGUGGGUGGUUACCCCCCGGGUCCGCAACAUGGGAGUCCGGAGGAACAAGAAGACUACAUGAAUAAAAUAACCCACUGUGCUCAACUUGGGCUAUAUACCCACCAUCUUGUACAAUAUGUAGUGAAACUUAUUCAUUUGCUCGCAGGCCGGCAGUUCGAGGGCUCAGUAUAUCACCGGAAGGAUGCCAUGUGUGGGUAUUGGGCCCAAUAACAUCGUCUGUUGGAGAUCUGCCGUGUUUGUCUUUGUUUUCCACUUUCAACUGAGCAACUCUACGGCGAUGUGGUUCAGGGCCCGGCCAAGGCCGUGACUGUGCCUAUAAAUCGGCAUACGACUUCAGGAAUGUACCAAAGACUACACAUGGGGUUUGUUAGACUCCGUUGUCAUAUACCGACCCCAACUUAACAAAUUUUUUAUUGAUUUAUUUACUUAU
Molecule: messenger RNA, 1905 nt
Organism: Neurospora crassa OR74A
Lineage: Eukaryota; Fungi; Ascomycota; Sordariomycetes; Sordariales; Sordariaceae
Product: mitochondrial 54S ribosomal protein RML2
Exons: 3
Coding region: 385-1536 (383 amino acids)
Biological process (GO): cytoplasmic translation
Cellular component (GO): large ribosomal subunit; ribosome
Molecular function (GO): structural constituent of ribosome; transferase activity; RNA binding
Source: RefSeq, a predicted model, not a curated record